Messenger RNA from Aethina tumida (small hive beetle), 1359 nucleotides. RefSeq names its product spermine synthase. Gene Ontology annotation, biological process: spermine biosynthetic process. Gene Ontology annotation, molecular function: spermine synthase activity. The record is from RefSeq and is a predicted model, not a curated record. The transcript is spliced from 6 exons. Bases 47 to 1150 code for a protein of 367 amino acids. Lineage: Eukaryota; Metazoa; Arthropoda; Insecta; Coleoptera; Nitidulidae.
UUUUUAGGUUAUAAUCCAAUCAGAAUCGAUUAAGCAAGCUGGAAACAUGUCUGUGAACACGAUCUUAUUGGAUUUAUCCGUCGACCAGACGAUUCUCCAGUCGCAGAACGACAAACAAUUAUUCUUGGUUACGGCCGAAACGAUCCUGAGCAAACACCUGCCGAAUUUGACCCGUCUCAUAGCCACCGACUCCGGCGAAUGGGUCCUGCGGUUCUAUCAGAUCAACGAGAAUGCAACGGUCGCGAUCAGGAUCUAUCGCAACGGUUUCGUUACGAUCAACAUUGAGUUUUACACCCCCGAGGAUCAGGAGCCGAUCAUCAGUUUUAAUAAGUGCAAAGAGAUCGAACGGGAGCUGAGGAUCCAGGUGGCUGCGUCGCAACGCAGCCAAACGGUGCCGCCGCUGAAGAGAUGCCAUUUCGACCGGUACUUCCCCACGUCAGAUGAAAGAUUGAUUGAAUACGACAUAGAUAAAGUGGUGUUCGAAGAACAAUCCCCGUUCCAAAAGGUGCAAAUCGUUCAUUCGCAAACCCUGGGCAACAUGCUGGUACUGGACGACUUACAAAAUAUCGCCGAGGCAGAUCUAAUUUACACCGAAACGCUAAUGCAAAGGGGCAAGGAGAAUUACGAGGACAAAGAAGUGGUGAUUUUGGGCGGUGGGGACGGCGCCCUACUCUACGAAUUGUUGAAGGAGAAUCCCAGGGAAGUGAUCAUGUUGGAAAUCGACGAAGUGGUCAUGAAAGCUUGUGCGAAAUACAUGCGAUCCAUUUGCAGCAGCGUUUUGGACGACUACAAUGGUCCCAACUACAAAAUUGUCGUCGGUGACUGUAUGAAAAUGCUAGACCAAUACAUUGAAGAGGGCAGGAAAUUCGAUUAUGUUUUUGGUGAUUUGACUGAUGUUCCUAUAUCAGAGGACUCCUCGAGUGAAUUGUGGUCUUUUAUUGGCGUUAUACUUGAGAAAUCUUUUAAAGUACUGAAGCCUGGUGGAAAAUUCAUGACACAUAUCAUCGGUUCAGUCAUGAAAGACACAAUAAAACAAUAUCAGGAAGCUUUAGAUAAACUUCAACCACCAGUCGAGUAUACAAUGUCCAGUGCUUUUGUUCCAUCAUUCCUCGAAUCUUGGGAGUUCUGUCAAGUCUCCUUGAAACAAUAGCAUUACUAUAUAUUUUUCCACGGAUUGUUUAAACAAAUCAAAUCGAUUAUAUCAAUUAUUAGUAUAUUAAUAGGUCUCAAAUUGAAUUUGUACAGAUUGUUUUGUAUUGUACAUGUUCUAGUCCAUGUUUUACGUGUAUUAUUUUCUAUGAGUACAACAGAUAGUAUUUUAGUUCCUAUUGUUACCAAAUAAAUCAAAACAAGUAUUAA